Messenger RNA from Stegodyphus dumicola, 968 nucleotides. It is a transcript of the gene mRF1, whose product is annotated as mitochondrial translation release factor 1. Gene Ontology annotation, molecular function: translation release factor activity. Gene Ontology annotation, biological process: translational termination. NCBI's taxonomy places the organism in Eukaryota, Metazoa, Arthropoda, Arachnida, Araneae, Eresidae. The record is from RefSeq and is a predicted model, not a curated record.
UAAGAAUAUAUGACUCGUAGUAAUUACACUGAAUAUAAACAUGAUUUGUUGUCUACAAUUUCAUUUGACGAUCAUAGACUUCAAAAACAUCUUAAAUCUUUAAACGAAGACUUUAUAAGAAGUAAAGACCAUAAUGUAAAUUUUGAGAAUUCGUUUAAUUAUGAAACUAUGAAGCACAUUACUUCAUUAAUGCAUCACAUUGAUCAAAUCAAAGCUGAACUCAAGGAACUCGAAGAAUUUAUUUCAGAAUUAAAAGAAAAGGAAGAUGAAUUUUUAAGUACAGCAUUAUUGGAAAAAGAAAAACUGAAUACUCGCAUUGAACAUUUAAAAAAUGAAAUUUUAGAUCUUCUUAUACCUACAGAUGUAGUUGAUGACAAAGAUAUACUUAUGGAAUUGUCUCCUGGAGUUGGUGGACAAGAAGCAAUGUUGUUUACAAAAGAUAUGUUCGAUAUGUAUUGUCACUUUGCAGAUUGGAAAGGAUGGAACUAUGAAAUUCUAAAAUAUGAUGCAACUGGUAUAGGUGGCCUAAGAAGUGCUCAUAUCAGUGUAACAGGUCCUAAUGCUUUUAAAAUCUUGAAAUAUGAAUGUGGCGUCCACAGAGUUCAAAGAGUGCCUAAAACAGAGAAAGCAGGUAGAAUUCACACCAGUACUAUGACAGUGGCUGUACUUCCUCAACCUACAGAAAUUGACAUUGUAAUAAAUCCAAGAGAUCUUGAAUUUGAGUACAAGCAUUCUAGUGGAGCAGGAGGUCAGAAUGUGAAUAAAACAGAGAGCUGUGUAAGAAUAACUCACAAACCAUCUGGUAUAGUUGUAGAAAACCAAAUGGAACGUAGUCAACAGAAAAACAAAGAAAUGGCAUUAAGGACACUACGAGCAAAAUUGUAUGAGAGGGAACUCGAAAACAUACUGAAAGAAACGACUUCUAACCGUAAAUUACAGGUAGGUAUUGGAAAUAUUAUUUUGCUCUU